Mugil cephalus (flathead mullet) is the source of this 6103-nucleotide messenger RNA. RefSeq names its product solute carrier family 27 member 6 (gene slc27a6). The coding region runs from base 118 to 1989 and encodes 623 amino acids. Lineage: Eukaryota; Metazoa; Chordata; Actinopteri; Mugiliformes; Mugilidae. The record is from RefSeq and is a predicted model, not a curated record. The transcript has 10 exons. Gene Ontology annotation, molecular function: long-chain fatty acid transmembrane transporter activity; long-chain fatty acid-CoA ligase activity.
GCCACUCCGUGUUUAUCACCUGGAUCAUGUAAUAGUCCGCGCAGUGACCCUCCAGCUCUUGUUCUGGAGUCUUCAUCAGCGUCCACCUACUCUCCUCCCAGCCUCUCAGCCGCCAGCAUGGCUUUUUCUCUAGGAUGGCUGUCAGCUCUGGCCGCGGGUAUUUUUUCCGUUCACGUUUUGCAGAAACUUUGCUUCCCGUACUUUUGGAGGGACCUCCUCUUUCUGAUGAAGAUAAUCAGGUACGGCGUGAAGCUGGAGCUGUUCAAGUUUGCAUCCGGCGUGACCACGGUCCUGGACAGGUUCAUCCAGAAUGCGCGGCGCAUCCCCAACAAACCGUUUGUCAUUUAUGAGGGACGCGUCCACACCUACCGGGACAUCGAGGAGCGCAGCAACAGACUGGCCCACGUUUUCCUCGAGAAAGUCAACUUGAGGAAAGGAGACUGCGUUGCCAUGCUCAUGAGCAACGAGCCCGAUUUCCUGUGCGUUUGGUUCGGCUUGGCCAAGGUCGGCUGCUCGGUGGCUUUCCUCAACACUAACAUCAAGUCCAAGUCUCUGCGGCACUGCUUUGACUGCUGCGGAGCCAAAACUCUGAUUGUCGGUUCAGAUUUAGUGGAAUGUCUGAAUGGCAUCUUAACCAGCCUCCUGGAUGACAACAUUAAGGUGUGGGCCAUGAAAAGCCAGAGUGAACAUACACAGGUCCACACUCUGUUGGACAAGCUGGAUGCUGCAUCUGACCAGCCUGUACCUGCGGCGCUGCGAGCGACCACCUCCCUCAAAGCCCCCACCCUCUACAUCUUCACCUCUGGAACUACUGGGCUCCCUAAGGCUGCAGUGAUCACUCACCUCCAGAGCUUGAAGGCAGCAGCUGGUUUCUGGGCGUUUGGGGGGACUGAAGAUGAUGUGAUUUACACUCCUCUGCCGCUCUACCACAGCGCAGCUUCCUUGAUAGGUAUAGGAGGAACCAUACACCUCGGUGCAACUUGCAUUUUGAAAAAGAAGUUCUCAGCCUCCCAGUUCUGGAAUGACUGCAGAAAACAUAACGUGACAAUUUUCCAGUACAUUGGUGAACUCUGCAGAUACCUCUGUAACCAGCCUAAGACAGAGCUGGAUAAAGUUCACAAAGUUAGGAUGGGAGUUGGGAACGGGCUGAGACAGGACGUCUGGCGGGAGUUCCAGAGUCGUUUUGGGAACAUCAAAAUGUGUGAAGUGUACGGCUCCACUGAGGGAAACCUGUGUUUCAUGAACCACAUCGGCAAGAUUGGAACCGUCGGCCGCUCCAACUUCUUCUACAGGCUCCUCUUCAAGUAUGAUCUGGUGAAGUAUGACAUGAUGAAGGAUGAGCCAGUGAAAGAUCAGUAUGGGUUCUGUCAGCGAGUGGAAAGGGGUGAGACGGGACUUUUGCUGUCUAAAGUGAGCGCCCUCAGUCCGUUCUUCGGUUACGCUGGAAGCAAAACCCUGACUGAGAAGAAGCUGAUGAGAAAUGUGUUCGCGAAGGGUGACGCAUACUUUAAUACGGGUGAUCUCAUGGCUGAAGACCACGAGGGCUUCAUCUGCUUCAGAGACAGAGUGGGGGACACCUUCAGGUGGAAGGGUGAAAAUGUUGCUACAACAGAGGUGACAGAAACCCUGGGUCUUGUAGAUUUUAUUCAAGAAGUCAAUGUGUACGGAGUUGAAAUACCAGGGCAUGAAGGCCGAGCAGGAAUGGCCGCCAUGAUUGUUAGACCGGGGCUUAUGUUUGAUGGGAAGAAACUGUUUGAGCACGUAAUGACGGACCUCCCAGCGUACGCCCGCCCACUCUUCAUAAGGCUUCAGGAGGUCAUGGAGAUGACAAGCACCUUUAAGCAGCAGAAGUUCCAGCUGGUGCAAAGCGGCUUCAACCCCUCCACAAUCUCCGAUCCACUCUACGUGUUGGACUACGAGCAGAAGAGCUACGUUCCUCUAACAGAGCCUAUCUACCAGAGCAUCAUCACUAGAGAACGGAAGCUCUAGAACUCACAAGUACGAGUGUGAUGAUGAAGCUUGGAGGUCACAGGAACAGUGGAAGGCAGUAUUUUAAACUGAGUGAGAACCAGCCUGCGGUUAUGUUGAAGGGUUUGCUGAGGUCUGAGUGAAGAGCCAUCACUCAGUGCGGAAGAGGAUCCUGAUCAGCAGUUAUGUCUUCUGAUGAGUUAUUUUUGUUAAACAAAAUGUCUGAUAAAUAAUAUAUACUUGAAUGUAUCGUUUUGAAACAGCCUACUGAAGUAGCCUUAAGUAAUCCUCAAUGCACCCCGUACAACACCUUUAGCUACAAACACGUUUCUUACGGUAUCUACAAAGUUUUCAAAUUUAUCCAUGCAUUUAAACAAAAAAAAAAAUCGAACACAUAAUAGGUCUUUAAUGCAAAAUUUGGGAUUUUAAAUUAUGUUAGGAGACAGCAAUUUUAAGUUUGAAUGAUAUACAAUUGUCUUAAUGCACAGAAGAGGCUUAACAGGGGUUGGAUUGUUUACAUUAAGGUGCAAAUUCACCACAAUUCUGGUGUUAAUUGAUGAUGAAGUGAUUAACUGUACUUUAUUAAUUUAAUGGGUUGUUUGCACAGUUUACAGGUCUUUGGAGUGGUUACCGUAAAACUGACUGAAAGACAAAAAAAGUUGUUUAAUUGCACAUUAAAAUAGCUUCACUUUGUCACAAACAAUAGAGAAAUGAAUGGUCUAUAAUAUAUAAUGUGGAUUGUCUCUGUUGUUGUGCUUUUUAGGGCUGUUUAAAUGGUGGAACAGAUUUUGCCAUAGUCACCCCACUGUUGCUCUGUAAUUGGAAAAAGACCAAACAUACUUGUUGUUAUUUGUCCAUUAAUAGGUUAAUUAAAAUCCAAUUUAUGUGAAGUGCCUUAAUUAUGCCAGUGCUAAUGCUUUUCAGUUUUCCCAAAUGGAUGAUCAAAUUUAGAUUUUGCCUCUCAGAUGUAGCAGAUAGCAGAUAAAGUGAAGAAAUAUAACCAUGUGGAAAAUUUUGCCAGGGAACGCCUAAAAGUGCCCAGAUAAUAGGCCAUAACAGUUUUGGGGAUGAUUCCAUGAUUCAUUCUUUUAUUUUAUUCGUAUUUUUACAUUUUAAAAGACUGCAGUAGUUGUUAGUACUCCUAAACUAGGGGGAACUUUCCCAAGUCAAAUUAGUGCAUUUUCUGUGGAGUGAAGUUGAUUUGUGUCACGGGUCUUGCCGGUUCCUUCCCAGAUGCAGGCUCAGGGAAGAUCUGGGAUUUAAAUGGUCAGCUAUAAAAGGCUCUUUUAUUCCAACCAAUGCAAUGUUAUACUCAUGUGUGCUUACUUCUGUGUAAUAUCCUGGUUAAAUGACGACAUCUGAGAUGAGAUCGUAUUAGAAAUCUAGAGUUCUGAGCUGUGUGUUUUCUGUUGGUUUUGUGGUGUAAACAUUUGAAAAGGAUAGUAUUCAGAUACAUGGAGAUGCAUAUAAAAGGUAAUGUAAACAAGUUAAAAAUGAUUGGUUUAUUCAAAACGUGUCUUGGUAUAGUGGGAUUAGCCAUCUGUUCUGUCAGCCAUAAUUGAUCAUUUAACAAAAAACCUUGUUCAAGGAACACCAGCAGCCAGACUGCUCAGUCAGCCACCAUACUAACAUACCCAGACCAGAGUGAUCAAUUUGAACUUUAUCUAUUCACACAAACACAUUUGCACAUUGUUUUGCAGACUUAAGACUUUGACUAUUGUAGCCAGUAAGGCUUCUGUCUCAUGAGUCUUUCAUGUAGAAAUGUUCUCUUAUGUGUCCGGGUCUUGGAAUUUGAAAAAUGCUGAUACUUAUUUGAUUGGCUCCUCCAAGUUUGCUGGUGAUUGGAGGGUAACACACAUUGAAGAUGGUCUCUGUUUUGGAGGUUCUCAAUUUUAGUCCAUACUCAGAGUUAAUAAUAAUUCAACGCAUGGAAUUUCUUGAUGUGAGAAAGGUUUCGAGCUUGUUCCAAAACAUGUAUCGCCUCCACAAGUCACGACGCAAACAGACAACAAACAGCUGUUUGUUGUUCUGAUACAUCAGUUAAUAGAGAUCCACUAGAGACAGCAGCUAUUAUGAUAUUAAAUACAAAUAUUGAAUAAUAUACACCAAACUAUGUCGCAAAACUGAGAUUGGAUCUGGAGUGUUGACUAAGGACUCUUUACGUACCUGUUGUUAAAAUGUGGAGAAACAUUUUAAUGCCAUUUUAAUGCCAGUCCCUUAAAGCUGAAAUGGGAUUGCCCAGGUCAGAUGUUAAUGCAAAGUCUGAACGAGGCCUCAAAGCCUUUAAGUGGAUACUGUAUGAGCAGCGGAAGGGACAGCCAGUCACAGGGGUGAGUAGAGGGUGACAGUGGGUUCAGGCAACCUGAAGCAGAAUGAUACAAUCUGACCUUUGUGCGGAUCUCUAGAAUAAGACUGAAGCAGAAUGGCAGCUUUGUUCCGUUUGGGCCUGCACCUUAUCAUGGAGACAUUCUGAGAGCAUCCACUUUCUGUUUUCAAGUGCUGCGAAGCAGACAGACAGAUAACCUAUUCAUGUUACUAAGGAGCUACUUUACUGUGUGCAACAUUACACCGAAUACAAGUGAUGGCUACGAAAGUGAAAAAGUAAAUGUCUCCCACCAUGGACCAUGGGAUAAAUUAAAGUGCUAGCCGAUCUUACUAUAUGUCUUGUACACUGCCCAGUUGUUCACAGACCUUCUCUGGUAUGCCUCAUUUACACAUCUAAGUAACUCCCUAUAAAAAGCAGGGUCUCUUUUGAACUCUUCUACAUUUCUCUCGCUACAUUCUCUCUAUUUAGGGAAACUAAAGUCAGGGUUUGUUGAUCAGUUAUUCAUAUUCUUUUAAGACACACAUCUGAAUGAAAGUCCCUUGAAAUGACAGAGCAAACCUCCAGCAAUCCUGUCACAGGUUUGCAGUCCAUAGCUUUUUUUUUUUUUUUUAGGUUCAUAGCUUUCUUUCAUUUGCUUCUUUGUAAACACUGUGUUGCCAUAUAGCCAGCUUUUGAGCUGAUGAGUUUCAGAGGUUUCGUCAUGCGUAGCUGCAUCAGAACAUGCUGCAAAAAGCCCUGCUCCACACCAUCUCUAGUUGUUGGGGGUAUUAAGUCAAUUAUUUAAAUGCAUCUAAUACUCAGCCCAGAGAGAACCUAAUACAGCGUAAGGCUGGGUGGCUUAACUAGAACUGCAUAUUUGUAUAAUGUCAGAAUGUGGAUGAUGAACCUGAAUCUGAGUUGAGACAUUGGCGCCAUGUAAUAUAAGACUGAAGUUGGUUAGAAAGUGCAUUAGAUAAAGACAUUGGGAGCAGACUCUCCAAGCACAGAUGGAAAGUAAAAGAAAUCUCAUUCUUUCUUGAUGUGACCAACUCAUUGUGUCACAGCUUCACACUAUAACUGAUGCUUGAUCAAACUGUAGCAAUCACGACAACCAUUGAAUUCAUAUGGGGGAACCAGUACGUCUGGCCCCUUUACUUUUCUAGCAGAAGGAAAACACUGUGACUGUGACGCAGCGCUUCAGGAAACACUGAGCUCCAGCGUCACACAACCUGUCCACGUUCUCUCAACCAGGUCUGUCAGCUCCCUCCCCGUGAUCACUGUCAUACCUAAGGCAUGACCGAGUUGAGCCAGAAACUCAAACCACUCUGGUGUUUGCUGUAACUUUAGUGACUCAGGUUCUCUCCGUUUCUCAUAUUCUAUCAUCUCAUCACACGUGCUUUACAGUGGUAAGAAAAAUCUGAAUUUUUUUUCUGUCUUCUUGGUCUCUUAAAUUCCACACACAGUUUUUGUGCAGAGACAGAGACAGCAACAGAUAGGAACAUGACAGAUUUAUGUGGAUGCUAAAAAGUGUGUUCAGUGUCUUUUCCUAAUGCUGUAAUCUUCAAAAUGUCAGAGUUUCCAUUAAACAUUGUCAAGUAUGUUGUCGUUUCCACUGUUGUUGACAUUGUACUUUUUUUUUUACAACAUUUGCAUUUAUUUGGUAGCCACACAGUGUGACUCUUUGUAUGAUGUGGUUUGAUGCACAUGCUUUGUUUUGUGCUCCACUCUCCUGUAACGCAGUCUCCUGUGAUUCUCUUGUAUUUUUAUUCAGUCGCCAACACAGGUUCAGUGUGAACAAAACUGCUAGAGGAAAUAAAUACUUCUCCAUUA